Messenger RNA from Psylliodes chrysocephalus, 3356 nucleotides. The record is from the annotation of a GenBank genome assembly. Lineage: Eukaryota; Metazoa; Arthropoda; Insecta; Coleoptera; Chrysomelidae.
UCAGAGAUGCGCACCUACAUGCGUACAUCUUCCGAAAAUCCACUUAAAAUACGCAUGUGCCGUCGCGACGCCUUACUUUAUUUCGAUUUCCAACGUCUCGACGUUCUCACAUACGAACGACUUUGCCACCACUGUCAGGCGGCGACAGCACGCGGGUUUCAACACUGAAAUUUUCGACGGUCAGUGCAUCUACGAACUAAAAACAAACGCUAUAAAAUAUCCUGAAGAUGUCUUCUUCCUCUGUGGCGAGGGCUUCCAAAUAUUCCUACAGAUCCUCCGGAAGCGCAGGAGGUGCUGACGUCAGCAUCGAAUACAGCGCUGACUUGACAGCUCUUUCCAGGCUUGAGGAUAAAAUUCGUCUCCUUCAGGAUGAUCUCGAAAUCGAAAGAGAACUCAGAGCCAGAAUCGAAAGAGAAAAGGCUGAUCUUAGUGUACAAGUAAUUCAAUUAUCUGAACGCUUAGAAGAAGCUGAAGGUGGAGCUGAAAGCCAGUUCGAAACGAACAAAAAACGCGACACAGAAUUAUUGAAACUUCGUAAACUCUUAGAAGAUGUCCAUUUAGAAUCAGAAGAAACCGCAGCCAUUUUGAAGAGGAAACACCAAGAAAUUAUAGUAGAUUUCCAAGAACAGAUUGACUCUUUAGCCAAAGCAAAAUCAAGAGCUGAAAAAGAAAAAAGUAAAUUCCAAGCCGAAAUCUACACGCUCAUCGCCCAAGUCGAAAGCGUUAGCAAGGAACGAUUGAUCUCCAUCAAACAAUGUGAAAGAUUGGAAAUCACCGUCAACGAGCUCAACAUCAGAAUCGAAGAACUUAACCGCACCGUCGUAGACAUCACUUCCCACAAAACCCGCCUGUCCCAGGAGAACAUCGAACUCACCAAAGAGGUCCAGGAUCUCAAGGUCAACAUCGAAAACGUCAUCUACCUCAAAUCUCAGCUCGCCGGCCAACUAGAGGAUGCCCGCCGUCGUGCUGAGGAUGACGAAAGGAGACGUUCUAUUUUGGAAGCUAAUCUCCACCAGGUGGAAAUUGAGCUUGAAUCCAUCCGCGUCCAGCUUGAGGAAGAGAGCGAAGCCCGUCUUGACCUUGAACGCCAAUUAGUCAAAUCACAAGGCGAAGUUCAAAUCUGGAAAUCCAAAUUCGAAACCGAAGCUGCAGCUCGUGCAGAAGAAGUCGAAGAACUCCGCCGCAAAUUCAGCGCUAGGAUCCAGGAACAAGAAGAACACAUCGAAUCCCUCUUAGUCAAAUGCAACAACCUCGAAAAACAGAAGUCCCGUCUCCAAUCCGAAGUCGAAGUUCUGAUCAUCGACUUGGAAAAGGCCAACAACACUGCCAGAGAAUUGCAAAAGCGCGUCGAACAACUCGAGAGGAUCAACAUUGACAUUAAGACUCGCCUUGAUGAAACCGUUCAAUUGUACGAGCAAAGCCAACGUGAUCUUCGCAACAAAGUCACCGAACUCCAACGUGUUGUUCAUGAAUUGGACAAGACCCGCGAACUUAAGGACCAACUUGCUAGAGAAAACAAAAAAUUGGCUGAUGAUCUUUGUGAUUGCAAGAACACCAUUACUGAACUUACCCGUCGUCUCCAUGAACUUGACAUGGAAGUUCGCCGUCUAGAAAAUGAACGGGAUGAACUUACAGCUGCUUACAAAGAAGCUGAAGCGGGCCGUAAAGCUGAAGAACAACGCGCUCAACGCCUUUCCGCUGAGCUCGGUCAAUUCCGUCACGAAGCCGAAAAACGUCUUCAAGAGAAAGACGAAGAAAUUGAAGCCAUCCGCAAGGCAACAAGCAUCGAAAUUGAACAACUCAAUGCCCGCGUUGUGGAAGCCGAGACCAGGCUCAAGACUGAGGUCACUCGCAUCAAGAAGAAGUUACAGAUCCAAAUCACCGAACUUGAAAUGUCGUUGGACUCUGCCAACAAACUCAACAUUGACCUCCAGAAGACCAUCAAGAAACAAUCUCUGCAACUCACAGAAAUCACUACUCACUACGAGGAAGUCCAACGCCAGUUACAAGUUACUUUGGACCAACUCAGCGUUUCGCAAAGGAGAGUUCAAGCACUUACCGCUGAAGCUGAAGAAAUCAGGAGCAACUAUGAAGGCGCUCUUCGCGGUAAGAGAGCAGCUGAACAAAUGUGUGAAGAAGCUGGCACUCGCAUCAACGAACUCACCACAAUCAAUGUUAAUUUGUCUUCAAUUAAGAGCAAGAUUGAACAAGAAUUGUCCACUGUUAUUGCUGACUACGACGAAAUCACUAAGGAACUUCGCAUUUCUGAUGAACGCUACCAACGUGUACAGGCUGAACUUAAACACACCGUGGAAAUUCUUCACGAAGAACAAGAACGCGUCGUCAAGAUCGAAGCAAUCAAGAAGAGUUUGGAAAUCGAAGUCAAGAACCUGUCCAUUCGCCUGGAAGAAGUUGAAGCUAACGCAAUCGUUGGAGGUAAACGUAUCAUCAGCAAAUUGGAGGCCCGCAUGCACGAUGUCGAAUCUGAACUUGACGAGGAAAAGAGACGUCACGCCGAAACAAUCAAGAUACUGCGCAAGAAGGAACGCACAGUCAAGGAAGUGAUGAUCCAAUGCGAGGAAGACCAAAAGAACAUUGCUCUCUUACAGGAAUCUUUAGACAAGGCUAACUGUAAAAUUACCAUUUUCAAGAGACAACUUCAAGAAGUCGAGGGUGUAUCUAGCCAAAGUAUAUCCCGCGUGCGUCGCUUCCAAAGAGAGUUGGAAGCCGCCGAAGACCGUGCCGAAACCGCCGAAAGCAAUCUGUCCCUCAUCCGCGCCAAACAUCGUACUUUCGUCACCACCAGCUCAGUACCUGGCUCCCAAGUCUACUUGGUGCAAGAAUCCCGAACAACCGAAAUGUAAAUUCUCUAAAAUCCAGCAAUUAGUAGACUGCCUAAAAUGGCCCGACCAGAGCAAUCACAUCAACUUCUUGAAUAUACUUCUCAGAAGCGUGUCCAAUUUGUGCAUGUGGUUGCACUGAAUAACAUCAAUUUUCUAGGCCUGUGACGUGGUGGAACUACAUCAUCAUAUCGAAAAUUCAUUUUUAUUUGUUUCUUCGUGCACAUAAUUAAAUAAUUAUACGUAUACAUAUUUACCACUCUCUUUGAAAUAUAAAUAUAUUAAUUAAAAUAAAACGCAUAACGAAACAUACACAUUUCAUAAAGUAAUUUAUUAAAACAUAAGCGAUUUAUAUUUGUUUGCAAUCGCACGUGUCCGAUGGAUAUGAUUACGAAAUCUGUAAGUUUCUUAAUGUUAAUUGUACUUAUCAGAUGUGUGCUUCUAUUAGAGGUACAGGGGUUAUUGGAAUGUAAUUUAUAAGUUUUUGAAUGUACCGUGUAAGAAUAAAUUGCUUAU